AUUACUCUCAGUUUCUCAGAGCCUAACUACAAAAAAUGGAGCCGCCUCUUCCUUCUUUUGGUGCGCCGCUUCAACCUUGAAGGCUUCCUCACCGGUGAGAAAACUUCAACUGGAAAAGAUGACGUGGAAUGGAUCCAACUCGACGCUCUCAUUCAAGGAUGGAUUCUCUCCACCGUCAAUGAUGAGGUGUCGGAUCUCAUCAUCUCUUCCACCACAUCCGCUGCAGAUCUAUGGAAUCUAUUCACAACUUAUUUCACGACAACAAGGCGGCAAGGGCCAUGCAAUUGGAGCAACAAUUCUUCACCACCGUCAAAGGCACAUCUUCAAUUGCCUCGUAUUGUCAGACACUUCGAAACAUUGCCGAUUGGCUUGACGAUGCCGAUGCCCCGGUCACCGAGAAUCAACUUGUUUUGCAAACCCUCCGUGGCCUCCCGGAGGAUCUCAGCAACCAAGCUUCUUUCCUGCAGUUUCAAAAACCUCCGCCAACAUUUAUGGAAACCCGGUCGGCUCUUCUUCUUCUCGAAGGACAGCGGCGUCCCCACGCCGUCACCGGUGAGCAAAGCACGGCGCUGGCAGUGCACGGCGGAGGAGGCUCUCGCAGCCCGGGCCAUGGUGGUCAUGGCGGACAGCAGUUCGGACACAGCAGUGGCGGCACUGGACCGCCCCAAGGGUACGGCGGACGGGGACAGGCGCACGGUGGACGCGGUGGACGGCCAACUCGUGGCCGUGGUCGUGGACGGCACGCUGGAGCUCACCCUCGUCCGACUUCCGGCCACUGCCAUGGCCGGGAAGAAGAGGUCCCUCCACCACCGCACGAAGGACACAAUGAAGUCCACCGCGCCGCCCAUGGCGGAUUUCACUCGGAACCACAGGUCGUCCACCACGUGUCCCACGACGGGAACCAGCUGAUUCGUCCAUAUUGUGACGAUGAGAUCGGCGGAGAUAGGCAGACCUAUAACUCUAUAAGGUAUGUUGCCGGGCAGGUCUCCAGCUCUACCUCUCCAUCCGUCACGAGCAGCUCAUUUCUGUUCGCUCUCAUCCAUCCGAUCCUCACCAAGUUUGAGAAAGGAGGUCGUUUGAGAGUGAAGAUCAUUGACGCUGAUAAGCAAAGAUGGAAAAUCCUGGAAGAAUUCAUACCCAGGAAAGCAAGAACCAAUUCAUCACCACAUGUCUUGCUACAAGGAGAUGAAAACAACAACAACAUGUUAUAGACCUACCACAGCCACAGUUGUUUAGCUCGUCGCUCUGGUACAGGACUCACCACCACCGAGGUGAUCUAUAAGCACUACGAGGAUGACCAGGCCAGCCGGCCAAUUUCCACCAUGGCCUAAAUCUAUUGUCCAACGUCAAUGUCCGAUCCUCCCCGCAUUGAAAAUGUCCGCGGCCGUUACGGGAAAUGUUCCAGUCAAAAUCUAUCGCCACCGCUAGUGACGUUCGACAUUGCCAGUCCUAGUGUUGAAACCCGGCCCUCCGUCAUCGCUGCAAGGGUCCAUCCUCCGUCGCUCUAGCCUUGGCCGCUGCCAUUAUCCAUC
Molecule: messenger RNA, 1532 nt
Organism: Cuscuta campestris
Lineage: Eukaryota; Viridiplantae; Streptophyta; Magnoliopsida; Solanales; Convolvulaceae
Source: the annotation of a GenBank genome assembly